GUAUCUCCGUGCGCUAAUGACGAUGACAUUGUGAUCGAUGGUAACUAUGGAUACCAAAGAAAACCUGAAACACUGUUGUUUUGUUAUUUCGGACUUUAUUGUUUAUAUUUACCUAAAAUAUCUUUUUAAUUUUUGGCAAAUUUUACAUAUAUAAUUUUUAUUACUACUUUUGGAAAGGAGAGGGGCGGGAUGUCCGGGCAGAGGUCCCUGGUGGCGGUGCCGCCGCCGCCGACCAGGUUCUCGCUGAGCGAGUGGUGCCUCUGCGGCCGGGAGCGCUGCCGCACCGCGGCGGACCAGCAGCGGCUGGCGGAGCUGGUGCUGGGCGAGUCGAGCCGUGUGCGCGACGUCACCGCGGAGCUGACGGCGCUGCACCGGCGGGAGGUGGAGCAGAGCCUGCAGCUGAGGGUCAGGGACGUGCAGUUCCUCAAGGACGAGAACGAGCGCCAGAAGGCAGAGUGCUGCCUGGAGGAGGAGGCACUCGGCGCGUACAAGGAGAGGAUACAGAGCGCCCUCAAGUCGCUUAGGGAGAACGCGCUGAAGCUCUGCAAGGACUGCAUCAUACUGAGAGAGGGACGUCUCGGCAUCGACCUGUGUCGAGACAGCGUGGAGAAGGAGCUGAAGAAGGAGAUAGAGAUCAUAGAGGGGGCGGAGGCGUUGCUGGUGAGGACGCUGGAGCAGACACAGGAGCAACUGCGCUCCCUGCGCUCCACCAAGUACUUCCUGGACCGGGACAACGAGCAGAAGAGCGCUGCCCUCGGCAUAGACAGGCUGUGCACCGAGCUGCGUGUCACGGACCUGGGCCUGAGCACCUACCACGGUGACAGUCCCCUUGCUGCCGGCCAUAUAACGUACGAAGAAUGGACCAACAUGUCUAGAAAAAAUAUUGACCGUGCAGCUAAGGAAAUAAACACUGCACGUCCAUUGCGGUCAUACGUGGACACCCUUUUAAAGCAGAUAAUUGAAGACUUGUGGCGGCAGUACCAUUUAACAAAUAAUGCCUUCCAGCAGCGUAUUGCUGAAACUCGUCAAGCAAAAGAAAACUUGGAGAAACUUCAUAAUCAGACUGUCGUGAAGAUAAACGAGAUGGUGCGUAACAUUACGUCUCUGCAGAAAGCCGUAGCUGACAAGAAGGCCUAUGUGGCCCUGGCUCACACUCGGCUCGGCAACAGGGCUCAGAGGCCACAGAUGGAGCUGUGCAAGGAUGAAGUCGAGCUGAAUCUUCUCCAAGAAGUAAACCAGCUCACAGAGAGCGUAACAAUGUUACAGGAAGCAUUAGCUGAGGCCGAAGCAUCACUACGGUAUUUGCUUAGGGUACAAAUUCAAUUGGAGGAAGAUAUUAAUAUCAAGACCAAUACGCUCAAGAUUGAUGAAGUAGAAUGUAUGACCAUUCGCCUAAGCAUGGACUAUCAUGCCUACUGAACUAUUUCUGGCUGUAUUUCAAAUUUUAAGGUUUGUCUUUGUAGUUGUGUUAAUACCAUGGUAUUAUCACUAAAUGUAUUUUCCAACUAAUGAUCAUUGCAAAUGUGUCAUUCAAACUUAUUUAUUGUAUAACAUACUUUGUCUUUAUUAUUUUUAUUUUAAUGAGAAAAUCUGAUAAAAAAUAAUUGGUUCAAUUCCAGGAGGGAAAAAUAUAUUUAAUAAAAGUACAUAACUAAGUUUUAAAAUGCUUUUACGAUGAAUUAUUUUUUUUCAAAUCAGUCUUCAAAAUUUUUUUUCCAUACAUGGUUAAUAUGAUUUGAACUAAAAAAAAUCACUACCAAGUAAAAUUUUAAAGAGUUUCAAUUCUAAUUAUAGCAAAUUUAUUUUUCUCACUAUCGAGAAUCCGAGAUGAAAAUUGAAUCUAUCCAACUUAUUUAAUUCAUAAGUCAAUCUAUCCUGUCUAGUCACAAAAAUACAUAUAAGGUGCUGUAAAUGUUUGUAAAAGUACACUUCAUGGGCAUAGUGUGGACUUAUUUAUGGCUGAAAUAAUUUUAAGGUUAAUAAACUUUAAUUUGUGCACUUGUA
This is a messenger RNA of Bacillus rossius redtenbacheri, 2004 nucleotides long. RefSeq names its product tektin-1. Lineage: Eukaryota; Metazoa; Arthropoda; Insecta; Phasmatodea; Bacillidae. The record is from RefSeq and is a predicted model, not a curated record. Gene Ontology annotation, biological process: cilium assembly; cilium movement involved in cell motility. The transcript is spliced from 7 exons. Bases 190 to 1419 code for a protein of 409 amino acids. Gene Ontology annotation, cellular component: microtubule cytoskeleton; nucleus.